Molecule: messenger RNA, 995 nt
Organism: Strongylus vulgaris
Lineage: Eukaryota; Metazoa; Nematoda; Chromadorea; Rhabditida; Strongylidae
Source: the annotation of a GenBank genome assembly
AUGUUUUUAAGGAUAAAAAAGAUACUAAAAAAGUUUUUUCCUAAGUUCGAUGACAAUAAUUCCGCAGUUGGCUCCGUAGAUCCAUGGAAAUGGAAAUGGAUGGUGUGUUUGCUAUUUUUGGUUCCCUUUAAACAUUUUACUUCAUUUGCAAUUACAGGUAAGACUUAUCUAAGCGAUGUGAUUGUUGGAUGUGCUAUGAUGAUUUUGUCCUUCGCAUGCCUUUGGGCAUACUCAGUCAUUCUGAGGACAAUCUGGAAAGAUGGCGAAAUGCUCAAGAUGGUUUCAUACAAAUUGAUGUUCUUGUUGGGAAUCUUCGAUGUAAUUCAGUGUUUUCCUCAUUUUAUUACCGGAAUAUUCACAGUUUGCCCCUCAAUCUACAGCCCUGGUCUUGCGAAGGCCAUGGGCGUUCUGGCUACACCGGCCUAUGUAGCGUAUACAAUGCUUACUAUAAUUUUAUCUUUCAAUAGAUUUAUACAGAUUUAUUCUAGUGAGCUUGAAACGAUCCUAUUCAGCAGAAUAGGCAUUCGGAUUUGGGUUGGUUUUACGAUCCUUGUUUGGUUGAUAUACGCAUUUUUUCUCGCCUCUCCAUGGGCAACAAUUAUGUACUUUCCCGAUGCCUAUUCUUGGGACUAUGAUUACACCUUGAAACUCUCCUACUAUGUUCAAAAAUGUGAAAUGGUUAUCGAACUGAGCACUAUUCUCAUAUCCGCCGUCUUCUAUAUCUUCGUCGUCAUUGCGCUCUAUAGAACUCGAAAGCGCUUCGUAGCAGCAGCGAAUUAUUCAACUGAGGUGAAGAUACUGAUACAAGCCUUGGUAAUCACUGUUUAUUGCACUGUACUCAAUUUUCUUUGGCACAACCCUCAGGUAUGUUUAAAACUCAAAAAAAAACGAAGUUCCUUUGCUACCCAAAUGAGCACAUUUGUCCAAGUAAAAAAAAAUCGAACUGCCUCCCUCUUUUCCUUCUACAAAAAAUUCAUUCGCUUCUUUGAUUAGGU